Messenger RNA from Trichomonas vaginalis G3, 631 nucleotides. RefSeq lists its product as uncharacterized. The record is from RefSeq and is a predicted model, not a curated record. Lineage: Eukaryota; Parabasalia; Trichomonadida; Trichomonadidae. The annotation marks the transcript as partial. The transcript has a single exon.
AUGUGUCCAUUUCGAGACUAUAACAAAGCAGUCGAGAAUUUGAAACGUUUAGUCAUUUAUGUCGACUCUGCCCCAGAAUGUUAUGUCAUGAAAGAAUGGGAUGUUGUCUUUAACAAACCAAGAGCAACCAUAGUUUCAGAACAAGAAUGUAGACAGAAACUUAAGAAAAUAAAAGUCGUACAAGUUGGUAUGAAGAUGUUAGAUGCUUGGGAUAUCUUAUUGUCGAAGUUAGAAGAUUUUUCAGUUCGAGGUAUAAAGUUUUAUACACCUUCUCCAAACUUCUAUUCUAUCUUCACUGGAUAUAAAUACGAACAAGUAGAAUGGAAAGAAAAUAUUAUAGAAGCUUGGUUAGACCAUGUCAAAGAAAUUAUAUGCAAUGGAAACGAAAAGGUUUAUGAGUAUAUCUUAUGUUGGUUUGCAAACAUCUUACAAUAUCCAAGUGCUAAAAAUGAAACUGCUCUCAUUAUAAUUGGAAAACAAGGAACUGGUAAGAACACUUUCUUUACAGAUAUUUUGUGCAAACUGUUAGAGGGCUAUUCGAACCCUAAUAUGACAAACUUAGAAAACAUCUGCGGUAAAUUUAACUCUUCAAUAGAGAAUAUGAAACUUAUAGUAUGUAACGAACUUCAAA